AACUGGAUCAAGUCGCAGGAAAAUCAUCAAUAAAGUGACGCGUAAUUUAAACGUUAACAAAACGUCAAUUUAGAAAUUUUGGAAAUGGACUAAAAAUUCAUCGAAUCACAUUAAUACAUGUAAUUUUUCAAAAAUGUUAAAAUAAGCAAUCAGAAUGCCUGUCGAAGAAUUCAAAAUACUCAGUAAAGAAGACCGAUUGAUCAAACGCCUGCCGUCGGAGAGUUCCGUUCCCCAGGUCAUCAGGAACAAGCUCCCGGAUCUGAACGACGUGUUGAACAUCCAGAACCAAGAUAAACUGACAAAAAGCCCCAAAAAUCUAGAGGGCAACCUACAACCCUCGCCAGUAUUGAUAUCUUUAUACUUAGAGUUCAAGAAAGUCGUUUCCAAGUGCGAUGAAAGCAUAAGGAAGAAAUUAACACCGCUCAUGGUGAACGUCCUGGAAUGCAUAAACACGGCCUAUCAAGUAAACAGAGACUUCAACUUCAGGAUACAAUUGUUAGAAACUGAUAACCAUCAACUGAUCCAGCAGUGCACUAAGUUGCAAAAUGCUGAGAGGGAGUAUUAUGAUUACAAAAUCCACAUUCAGAAGGAGCUCAAAGAUAUGCUAAAUAAACUGGAAGUAUACCGAAACAACGCUUAUCUCUUCGAAAUGAGACACAAAAACAUUCUGGAAUAUUCCAGGGGACUCGAGGAGCAGUCCAGGCAGAUGCGGAAAGAACACAACAUCCUGCAACAAAAAUACGUGAAGUUGUUUAGGCAUUAUGUAGUUUGUACAGAAAAGUCUGAAUUACCCGAUAUUCUAGAAGAAGAUUUGUACAUUGUUAAACAACUUUUCGAAAGAAAAACGAAAGAAAACAAACAAACGCCUAAUAAACCAACUAAACCUGCAAUUAUUACGAGAGCAGAAGUUCACAGGGAAAACACAGAUGAAAAAUACAAUGUAAUGAUCAGUAAAUUGAAAAAACAAAUAACGGAAUUGCAAGGAGAAAUUAAAAAGUACAAAUACAAACUAAACGCGCAGAGAAACGAGAUGGAUUAUAGAACGAGAAGAAUUUACUACAAAGCAGAUGUAGCAAGGUACUUUAUAGUGAGGAAAAGGUUUUACGUGGGCCUGGAGGAGCCGGUGGAAUGGACUUCCAUAAUCGAUCCUUCUGCUUGGGUAGUGGAGAAUUUUACCAAUUACUCCAAUGUGAUCGCCAUACCUAAAAGGCUUUGUAAUUAAUCAUCUGGAAAGAAAACUAAUGAAGUUUUUUUGUUGUUGGGAUAUGUAUGUACUAUGAUUUAUGAUCCAUACAAUUUUGUCGAA
Molecule: messenger RNA, 1306 nt
Organism: Phyllotreta striolata
Lineage: Eukaryota; Metazoa; Arthropoda; Insecta; Coleoptera; Chrysomelidae
Source: the annotation of a GenBank genome assembly